CAAAACCCUAACCCAAAAUUUUUCAUUCUCCCUGUUCGCUAUCUUGCGCGAAGCAACCCGCCGAAGGAGCAAGCAGCCAUUGGAGCUCGGAGAACGGAGAUUCAGCCAUGGGUAAGGUUCACGGAUCGCUGGCUCGUGCGGGUAAGGUAAGAGGCCAAACCCCGAAGGUUGCAAAGCAGGACAAGAAGAAGAAGCCCCGCGGCCGCGCUCACAAGCGCAUGCAGUACAACCGCCGCUUUGUCACUGCCGUUGUUGGCUUUGGAAAGAAGAGGGGACCAAAUUCAUCAGAGAAGUAAGCUGAAGAACUGGGUAGUUAGUAGGCCAUGGGGGGUUUGGUUUUUGUUUGAGCUGUUAAACAAGUAUGUGAUAGUGUUUUUAGUCCCCGGUUUGCUAUUGUUGGAAUUUCGAUUCUAUCUCCCGAACACAUUAUUAUCUUCUUGCUAAAAGUUGAAGAUUUUUGUCUCA
Messenger RNA from Diospyros lotus (date-plum), 465 nucleotides. RefSeq names its product 40S ribosomal protein S30. The record is from RefSeq and is a predicted model, not a curated record. Gene Ontology annotation, biological process: translation. Gene Ontology annotation, molecular function: structural constituent of ribosome. Bases 108 to 296 code for a protein of 62 amino acids. The transcript has 3 exons. Gene Ontology annotation, cellular component: cytosolic small ribosomal subunit; ribosome. Lineage: Eukaryota; Viridiplantae; Streptophyta; Magnoliopsida; Ericales; Ebenaceae.